Messenger RNA from Dentiscutata heterogama, 564 nucleotides. NCBI's taxonomy places the organism in Eukaryota, Fungi, Glomeromycota, Glomeromycetes, Diversisporales, Gigasporaceae. The record is from the annotation of a GenBank genome assembly.
AUGCCUCGCAAAAACCAUCAUAAUAAAACUCUAAAUAGACUUAAAGCAAAGCUUCGUUUAGACAAUGUAAAUGGAAAUGAGAUCUCCAAAGAAAAUUAUGAAUUAAAACACUCUAAUCUUAAGAAAUUAGAAGCUCAAUUUAAUUCUUUAAUUUCCAAAAUUAUACGAUUAGAAAAUGAUAUGGAUUUCUAUCAAAUUGAAAACAAUGAACUCAAAGAAAAAUUACACCUUUUUACCAACAGUUAUGAAGAUAAUAAAACAGAACUUGAAAGUUAUUAUAAAGUUAUUCAAAAAACUUAUUCUGUAUUAGAGGGAAUAGUUAAUUCUAAUGAAAUAGAUUUGUUGCAGCUAGUAGAUUUAAGUAAAGAACUUAGUGAAAUUUGUGGAGCUGUUAUGAUAUUCAAUUCAUUUGAUGAUGCUUUAAGUGCUUCUGAGCCAAAAAUAAGUGAAAUAAAUGAAGGAGAAGGAAAUAAUAACGGACAAAUAGUUCCACCUUUAGUUCGAUCAGCCCAUUUUUAUGAUAAAAGCGAUCAAAAUUUUGACACAGAUAAAUUUAAAUUUUAA